This is a messenger RNA of Papaver somniferum (opium poppy), 1116 nucleotides long. RefSeq lists its product as uncharacterized. The coding region runs from base 291 to 932 and encodes 213 amino acids. NCBI's taxonomy places the organism in Eukaryota, Viridiplantae, Streptophyta, Magnoliopsida, Ranunculales, Papaveraceae. The record is from RefSeq and is a predicted model, not a curated record. The transcript has a single exon.
AAAAAAAAAAAAAAAACUUGAUUCUUUAUGAAUUAUCAAGUCCUUAUUGAGUACCAAUUCACCUUUCUCUUGGCUUUUGAUCACUCAUUGAAGACCUCUUGAAUGCAACACAAAGAAAAACAAGAAAUUGAAGAACAAGUAUAACAGAAGAAAAUCAAGAUAAGCCUUGGAUUGUUUUAUCAUCAAAACAAAACAAAACAAAACAAAACAAGUAAACAAAUCCAAUCUUUUCCUUUCAUCAUAAUUCCCACCACAGAGAAACUUCCAUUUUAAGAGCCAAUACCAAAGUCAUGGGAGAGAAUGAGCAGAAAAAGAAGAAACAGAAACAUAAACACACAGAUCAAAAAUCAUCAGACCACCCGGCCUUCAAGCGGAGUACAGACGUCAAGGGAAUUCGUUUCGGCAGUCAAUUCAUUGUAAAAUCGUUCACGGUUCGAAGAGCUUCAUCUCUACAACUAUCACGCCUUCUUCGUCUUGCACCUUCUGAUCAUCCUCUCUUUCCUUCAACGACAGCUUUCAUACCAACUAACUUCACCAUUUUGGCUCACCACGCGUGGCACACUCUUACACUAGGCCUUGGCACAAAGAACUCCAAAGUCGUCGUAUUUGUUUUUGAAUCAGAAAAUAUGAAGUUAUCCGUGGAUCGCUUAUGGCCGUCGGAGAUUCCAUUAGGAGAAGUUAACAGAAAGCUCGUGCGCGGUUUGAAUGGAUGCGAGAUAGCUCGAUUCAAGUUUAGAAAAGGGUGCAUCACUUUCUAUGUUUUUGCAGUACGAAAGGUGAAUGUGAUAGGGUUCUCGCGCGCAGAAGAUCUUAGGUUAAUUCUUCAAUCAGUGGCUUCACUCAAGGAUUUCUUGGAUCAUACUGCUAUGCUUGCAUUGCCAAAUCAAAGAACAAUCAAUUACUCAUCACAAGAAGCUGCCAUGGCUCAUUAGCUAGAACAUACAUACUCAUUCAUUAUUUCCUCAAUGAUUUUCAUGGUAUUUCUUUGUUCCCUUCUCCGAUGAAGAUUAUUUUUGGCGCACCGAUUUUAUGUAAUUUAUUAAUAUGGAAAUUGUAGUUAUUCAUGCUAUGUCAAAAAUUAUUAUGCUGAUAAAAUUAAGGACAAUAAUUUUGGUA